Molecule: messenger RNA, 1662 nt
Organism: Coniosporium apollinis CBS 100218
Lineage: Eukaryota; Fungi; Ascomycota; Dothideomycetes
Exons: 4
Coding region: 1-1662 (553 amino acids)
Cellular component (GO): membrane
Molecular function (GO): serine-type endopeptidase activity
Source: RefSeq, a predicted model, not a curated record
AUGUUACUCGAGAAAAAUCCCAAACAGGUCGGCAAAACAAGAUCGAAAGCCAGCGCGAAGUCAUCUCCACGGGCUCGUAUCCCUAGACAGCGUAGCGUGCCUCCCAAGGAGACCACGCCGGUUGAAGACACUGCAUCCGAGAAAGGGCCCGUUCACUACGAUUGGAGAAAAUACAGUGAUAAGACCGGCAUGCCGCUCCCUUCGGGCGACCUAGUCGCUCUCGACAUCACCAAGAUAUUUGGCGAAGAAAUGGGACCCGGACUUGGAAACCGAAUCCUACGGAUACUACAGUGGCGACGCGAGAGCGGGUCUCUCGGUGAUUUUGGCAUUAGCCUUACCGGCGACACAGACGUCACCCAGGAGCAGUGUCUCAGAGGACUCGAGUGGCUACGCGCAAACUUUCCCGUCGAUGAAGAAGCAGCGGCGGAAGCUUGGCGAGAAAGAGAGCUGGAGAGGCUGUAUCAGGUCAUGGAGAAAGACUCCCAGAGGCUAGGGUUCUACAAGCGGGACGAUGCCCUGGAUGGUGUCGAUCUAGGGCAGCCACAGCAAGGAACAGAGUUUGGGCAACGGUAUGCGAGAAGCGAGCUUGCCGCUAUAAGGGAGGAGAACGAGCGGAGGUGGGAGGAGAAGCAAAAGGAGCUGGAAGAGCUGGAACAGAGGCAGAGAGAGCAGCGACCACCAAGAGAGGGUCAGGAAGAACCGGACGUGGUAGUUCAGGCGCGGGAGCGGUUGUCUCGACGCACGGGAUUGGUUCUUUCAGCAGACCGGAGCGCGGAUUACAUCGAGCAGGGGAGGCAAGCGCGUGAAAAGUACAACAAAUACUGGGAAGAAAAGGCUCAAAUCAUCAAGGAUAAUGAAGCCCCUAACAUGAGUGCUUUCCAACGUCUAUGGCCAUCCGCCCUCGUCACUGCAGCCACCCUCGGCUUCUGCAUUCUCCUCGCGCAGACAUAUGAGCCUCCUACACAAUCCGGCCGCCUGUGGCCCAACACGCCGCCCGCUCUGUCAACGUGCGUCGGAAUCUUACUCGCCAACGUCGCCAUCUUCAUCCUCUGGCGCGUCCCCCCCGCAUGGCCAACGCUGAACCGCUAUUUCGCGCUCUGCCCUGGCUACCCCAUCGCGCUCAGCAAUGUGUUCAACACCUUCAGCCACCAGCAGCUGGGCCAUCUGGCGACGAACAUGGUGCUGUUCAUGGUCAUUGGGCCGAAGCUCCACGAAGAAAUCGGCCGCGGCAACUUCCUCGCCCUCUACCUCGCCGCCGGAACCCUCGGUUCCUUCGCCUCCCUAACCUACCACGUGCUCCUCCGGCGCUUCAUAACCUCCUCUUUGGGCGCCUCCGGCGCCGUCUACGGCAUCCUCGCCGCCUGGUGCCUGAUCCGCGCGGCUGACCACCUGCGCAUCCCCUUCACGGACCUCCAGAUCCCCCUGAGCAGCAAGCAGCUGCUGGGCGUGAUGCUUGCGCUCGAGCUGUUCAACAUGUGGACGGGCAAGGUCAAGGGGGUGGACCAUUUGGCGCAUUUGGGCGGGUAUGGGGCGGGGAUUGCGGGGGCGAGCUGGUUGAUGUGGAGGGCGAGUGAGAGGAGGAGGGUGGUGGAGGAGAAGAGGAGGAAGAUGGGGUUUUUGGAAAGGACGUUCAAUGUUCCGCCGAGUGCGGGUGAGAAGUAA